Messenger RNA from Macroventuria anomochaeta, 942 nucleotides. RefSeq lists its product as uncharacterized. The coding region runs from base 1 to 942 and encodes 313 amino acids. The record is from RefSeq and is a predicted model, not a curated record. The transcript has a single exon. Lineage: Eukaryota; Fungi; Ascomycota; Dothideomycetes; Pleosporales; Didymellaceae.
AUGGCCGCAAGACCUCCACUCGACCCUUCUCAACCCACACACUGGAUCCUGGACUGGGAUGGCACAAUAACCCGACGCGACAGUCUCGAUGCGCUCGUCAGUAUCGCAGCUUCUUCCAAGCCCAACUCGCCUGUGCUUGAGGAAUGGAAACGCGUUUCAGAAGCCUACAUGUCCGACUACAUCGCUGCGAUGGAGAAGCUUGCACCCGGCGGCAAGCUACCGAGGACCGUACAAGAUGAGAAGAAGCUGCUUCAGGCUCUUGCGAGUGUGGAGCAGGCGAGUCUCGACCGUGUAUCUGAAUCGCAAAUAUUUGCAGGCCUGACUAGGAAGCUUCUAGAUGAAGGUGCCAAAAGUCUCAUCGACUCAAAGAAGGUUGAGAUGCGCAAUGGAUUCGCUCAAUUCCUGAAGUUAAGGCAAAGCCGAGGUCAUGACGGUUUGGAUCUUCUGAGUGUCAACUGGAGUCGUCACUUCAUCAGCUCCUGUCUGAGAGCUGCAGGGGCACCUGUGGAGAAAGGUGCAAUCAAUGCCAACGAGCUUGGCGGCAUUGAAAGGGACCUAGUGUCAAAUGGCAAGAUCAGUCCCGAGGAGGACGCGGAGAUGUUGAUCAUCUCCAGUGGUGACAAGUUAGAACACAUGGCGCGGUUACGGAAGCCGGCUUGCGAGUCCAGAAAUUCGAGUCUCGACUCUAGCAGACCGAUUGUAUAUAUUGGGGACAGCUGGACAGAUAUUGAAUGCCUUCUUGAAGCAGACUUGGGUAUUUGCAUCCGCGAUGAGCCACUCGGCAGCUCACAGAGAAAGCUAGCUGAACGAUUGCAAAGUUUGGGCAUCCACUGUCCUCAUUUGCAUGACUGGAAAAAAGCAGAUGAGCGGCAAGUGGUGUGGGCCAGGAACUUCACUGAGAUCCAAGCGUGGAUGGAAGCACAGCAAGCAAGAAAGGUCUAA